This is a messenger RNA of Zingiber officinale, 864 nucleotides long. RefSeq lists its product as uncharacterized. The transcript has a single exon. Bases 108 to 698 code for a protein of 196 amino acids. The record is from RefSeq and is a predicted model, not a curated record. Lineage: Eukaryota; Viridiplantae; Streptophyta; Magnoliopsida; Zingiberales; Zingiberaceae.
UAUACAAACACCAAUUCGCCUUGCAUAUUGCUCAAAUAUCUUCUUGCAUUCUUAGUUUCCAUUAAUUCGUUCCAAUCCAAUCGAUCUUCGUCGUCACUUUUAUCAUCAUGGGGAUCGACGAGUCCACUGAUCGUCUGUCUAAUCUCAAACUCGAGAUCAGAGUCGAUCGACUGUCAAACUUCAACCUCGACCUUUCCCGCGACGGCGCCUUCGUCCGAUACUACGUCGUCGCAGGGAAGGGGCAGAGAAUUCGCGUGGACACUCGAGAGGUUUUCCCAUCUCUCGACCAGGUUUGGGACGAGGUCGCGACCAUGGAGUGCCGGGGCCGCGUGGGGGAAGUGCUGCAGCCGCAUGUGGUGGUGUUCGAGCUGUGGCGGCGGCGGCCGAGGACUACUAGGACUUUGUUUUUCUCCAGGUCGAGACUCCUGGGCAGGGCGGAGGUUGCUUGGAAGGAGGUGCUGGCCGCGCCGGAGAUGACGUUGCGGCGAUGUGUCGGGUUGGGAUCGCUGAGUUCAGAGUGGAGCAGUGGAGUCAAAUCGCCAGGGCUUUUGGUGGAGAUGAAGGUGGAAGUGAACUGUGCGGCGGCGAGCGUUGAGAAGCAGAGGAUUGGCAGGGAGAGAUGUGGUUGCAGGGACUCUGGAGGAUUUGGAAACGAGGAGGAAAUGCUUUUGGCUGCAGCGACACUGAAUGCAUGGUAGCCAGAUGCAUGAAUGUUUUCCAUCUCCAUUUUGUUGUCUUUGAUGAAAAGAAAAACGAUCACGAAGAGCUUUGAUGCUGAAUUAGUCACAAAAAAAAAAAAAAAAAAAAAUCAAAAAUCAAAAAUAUUUUUUUAAUAAUUCAGUGUCCAACAUUUACCCGAUUCAA